GAUUUUAUUGCGAUACCACAGUUUAAAACCAAGAAGGCAUGGCUGAUUGUUACAGUGAUUAAACAUAACAGUUAGCGUCAUUACUUUAAAAACAAUGCAAAAAGCUUUUUGAUCUCAGUGACGAUACCAGAAACAAGUAAAAAUAAUAAAUCCAUCAUGUCUUAGUGCUUCUGUAUGAAAUGAAGUCUCACUUCCUAAAUAUACAUUUCUUCAUAUCUUCCUAAGCAGUAUUGUGUUAGUGGUAUUUAGCAGAUAAGUGCAGUUAGUGUUUCCAACAAUGCUUUCUUAAAACUUCAUUAGUCAUUAAAACAGACAAAUAACACAGAUAUAUACUGUACAUGUUAGUGCAUAAACUGGAAGCUAAAUGAGCUAUAAAAAAAUGUGAAAUGUGAUAUGAAAAUAUAUGCACUAAUACAAAACAAAAAAUAAAGUAAAUUAGUAAAUCAUUAGUAAAUGCAGCUGUGGGUCCUUUUAAAGCAACAUUUCACUUCCAAUUUUGUAAUUUCUCACAUCGACAUUUAAAGAAUGGUUUCAUUCAUAGUAGUUGCCUCUGGAAUACAUUCAGGAGCAGCGUAACUGGCCAUAACACUUGCAAAGUAGGAUAAGAGUUUCAGAUUAUGGCAGGAAAACCACAGGAAGCAUAAUCUCCACAGGAAGCUCAUUGUUCAUUCAAGGAUUUGCAUUACUAAUAACACAUAAGAAUUGGCUGCUCGACAAAAACAAUAUAUUUUGCAGCAAAAUUAAAUAUGCUUCAGACAGGCACCGAUUUAAGAAAAUCUACAUUUGGCUGGUAGCUUUCAAUCAAAAAUCCUACACCUGCUGUAGUGCAAUAAUGAGGCAACACAUUUUACUCUAGUUUGCAUUACCCUGUAACCCAUUUGCAUUAACAGCAGAUAUGAGUGACGAAACGCAGCAACAACUUUACCUCACAAAUAGAGCAAUAUUUUCCAACAUUUUGGAAGAGCUUUAAGACAAAUUCAAAUGAUGGAAUACACAUAUAAAUGUAACCACAUAUAACAAAUAGCUAUAUUUAGAAGCUUAAAAAAGUAAACAGCUAUAUAUUUUCAGUAAGGCCUCAUUAUCCUUCUUCAUAUUCAGUUUCCAAAUCCCCUUCAGGUUCACGGUUGGGGUCUUUGUGGUUGUCUCAAUUUGGCCUUAGGUGUAGACAACACAUUUAAAUAAGUUUAGUCAAUGUUGAUGAUCCAUGUCAGAGCUCGGACAGAUAUCUCUGGCACCUCCACCAGCGACAUGUAUCCUCUUUCCCCAGUGCAGAUAUUUGUAGAUGGAGUCAAACACUGACACCGUGUAGCGUGCAAACAGGCUGGUCCACUUCACUGCGUCCACCAUCCACUGCACUGUGCGCCCCACAAAGGCCACAAACACUGUGGUGUAGUGAAACAGCAGCAGCAGACUCCUCCCAAGCUGCUUGCCAUGGUUGAUGAUCAUGAUCAAACUUUGUUCAUGUCCUGCCAUCAUUAUACUGUUUGGAGGUUAAUUUAAUGUUUUAAAAAAAAAAGUAUAUUAAAUGCAGAUACUCCCUAGAAAGUACACGCCUGUCAAUUUGCAGACAGUCCCUUAUACACGCAGAUCGCGGCUGUCCAAUCAGAACACAGGAAAUGUUGUUUCCGGGAAUGUUUGGUGAUGUGGCUAUGCUCUGACAUCCAUCCGAGGAAAUAUAUCACAUAAAAAGCAGAUACAUUCACCUGGAAAGCACUCGAACAGUGGCAUCUUUAUGUUCAGCCGUCUGGCCACAGUCCUCCAGGAGCUCUCUGGAGAGGAGGGCCAAGAUGGAGACCCACAGCAGGGCAUGCUGGUGCCUCAGCUCCCCGCCGGUGAGGGCCAGGCUCCAGGGGAGUCAGAGGCCCCUGAGGAGGCCUUGGAGAGGCUGGCUCAUCUGGAACAACUGGUGGUCCAGCUGAAGGAGCUCAUCCGAGAAAAAGACACUGAGCUGUCUGACAAAGAUGCAAAGCUCAAGAAUGAGAAAGACGAAGCUGAGGCCCGCUUCACCAAACUCAAACUGCAGGCCAAAGCCAAGAUGGCUUCACUCAGCAAACAGAUCACUGAGCUGAAAGGACAAGGAGGGGCACCGCAGAGUCCAGACAGCUCUUUCACUGGAGCCGGUCCUGCAGUCGAGGAGGAGCUCCAAGAACUGAGGAACAGGCUGAGGGAGGAGGAGGCGAACAGCAGAGAGCUGCAGGAGCGACUCCAGACCACAGAGAAAACCCUUCAGGACAAGGAAUGUGCCCACGCUGAACAGUUGCAGAAACUGCAGGCUGUGGUCUGUGAGAAGGACGUGCGUUUCCAGGAACAGAUCCAGAAACAUGAAGAAGAGCUGCUGGGGGUCACAGCACAGUCUCAGAGUGACGGCCAGCUUCAGCAGGCCCUGAAUGCAGCACAGAGGCGCUGUGAGGAGCUCGAGGAGGCCUUCAACUCUCGAUCCCAAGUGCUGGAAAUGCUGCAGCAGGAAGUGAGCAGCGCUGAUCAACAGAAACAGAUCCUGACUGCUCAGUUCCGGCAGAUGGAGCAGGAGCUGGCCGAGGCCGCCCUGCAGCGGGAGGAGGAGAGGCAGCAGUGGAGCGGACAGGCCAGCAGGGCCGAUGCAGAAGUGGCAGCCCUCAGAUCCAGCCUGGAGGACUUGGAAAGGGACAGGGCGGAGCUGGUGAGGCAAGAUGGUGAGCUGGCCGCUUUGAGAGAGGCAGAGCAUGGGAAUGUGGAAGCUCUGGAGAGGGAGAGGAUGGAAUUCGCCAGAUUGGAGAGAGAGCUGUCUCUGAUGAAAGAGGCUGAAUUCGCAGCUGUACAAGCCAGCCAUGAUGCUUCAGAGAGCGACAGGGCGGAAAUACUGCGGCUUGAAAGCGAGCUUGCAUCCCUGAGAGAGGCUGUUGUUCAUUCCAGCGAGGACGCUUCAGAGAGGGAGCAAUCAGAAGUAGAUAAGCUGGAGCAGGAGCUGGCCUCACUGAAGGAGGAACAUGAAGAUGCCCAGAAGAAGGGGGAGGUCUUGGCUGAGAUUUGGAAACAUCUUCGGUUUUUGGCUGUCGAGGAUGAGCAAGCAGCGGAGGAAGUCCCCGUCCCUUCUGACCUCUCCCUGUUCCUGGACACUGUGCAGACUAUUGAGACACAACUGACCAGGCUGAGAGAGGAACGCAGUGAGAGCGAGGAACGCUGUGCACAUCUCACCCACACCAUGGAAACCCUUCAUGAUCAACUUGACAGAAAUACCACAGAACAUGAGGAAACCGCUGCCAGGGUACAACAGCUGGAGCAUAACAUUAUAACAACACCUGAAAGAGAUGAUGUGACUGAACCAUCGGGCCAGGAUUCAACUGAAGCUAAGCAUGAGCACAUACUGGAACUAGAGCAGCAGCUUUUAGAAAGAGACAAUGAGCUGCUGGCCUUGCGAGAGUCCCUCAGACAGGCCACUGAGCAGAGCGCCAGUGGGGUAGCAUCGUCUGAAAACUACGAACAGACCCCAGAUCAGGGUCAGGAUGCAGAUACGCCCCCCCAUGACAGUUCUGCAGCUCUUUCUGGCUUCAUGGAGGAUUCACGUGACGACGAAACCACCUUAGUUGCCGAAGACACGUCAGUCUUCUCCAUGUCUGCUGGUACUGAGAGCAGCCCAGAGCUCAUCGGAGACCAGUCUGAGUCCCCGGAAGAAUCCAAAGGAGCCUCCUCAGAUGAGAUGGUGGCCAGUAGUGAUUCAGAGGUGGCCCACAGCAGCUGGACCCUCCUGGAAGCUUUGAAUCAAGAUGGAGGCCAAGAGUGGCCGUCCAACCUGCAGGACUUUAGCCAGCUGCAGUCCUGGGAGGCGACGAGCAUGGAGCAGGAAACCUCCACAGUUCAAGUAGAGUCCUCCUCUGUCAUUAUCAGAGAGACGGUUCAAGUUCACGUGACUCAGCAGAGUUCUUCCACCACAGAGGGCAUUAUAUCCUCUGGUCAGGUCUUUGCUCAGGCUUUAGCAGAGGAGCUUCAGAAGAGGUACGGUGAGAUUCUGGCUGAGCUUCAGGGGCUCAGAGAGGCAGCUGCAGAGUCACAGGAGAACAUCAAGAGCUUGGAAGAAGAGACACAGUAUCUCACUGCUGCCAAAGAAGAAGCAGAAUCCCAGUCCAAUCGUUUUGAAGAGGAACUUCAAUCCACCAGAGAGGAGAUGGAAAAGCUCUCUCAGAACAGCAGCUCUGGGGUGGAGAAAUAUGGUGUUGAAAUGCAGCUUCUAGAAGAACAGAUAGACAUUUUGAGCAGUGGAAGUAAAACUAAGGAAGAGAGGAUCCAGGCCCUGCAGGCAGAUCUGGAAACAGCUCAACAAGCUUUCUCAGAGCAGGAGGGGCAUGUCAGGAUGCUCAGUGCUCAGCUGGAGGACAGGGAGCUUCUCUCCUCUGAGCUCCAAAGGAGACUCCAAGAGAUCGAAAACAGCAUGUUGGAAUCCUCUCAGACAUCAGAGCUCAACAAUGACACUCUAUCAAAGAAGGACACGGAGAUCAGCGAGCUGCAACUCCUUCUCGGACAAAAGGAGCAAGAAGCGACGGAGCUCAAUGACAGUAUGUCAGCAAAACUCCUCCAAGCAGAGGAAGAGAAGUUCCAGAGAAAUGGUGAAGUCAAAUCGCUGAAGGAGCAGAUAGUAGACUUUGAGAAGGUCAGAGACGAGAAACAGAAAGAGACUUCUGAAGACUCAGGCGCUCAGGUAGAUGAUGAACUCACUAGUGUGCGAAAGGAGAAAGGAGUGCUGGAGACCCAACUGAUGACCACCAAGAAGAAGUUGCAGGCUGCACUUGUGCAACGCAAAGAGCUCAUGAAGAAGGUUGCUGAUUUCGAUGUAGAAGUGAAGACAUUGAAAGAGCGAGAGGUUGAAACUCCUGCAGACAUCCCAGAGGCAGAGCAAUCCAGAGGGCAGGAGAUCCAGGAAAUGGAGGCCAAACUCCUCGAACUCCAACAAACUUUGAGAACCAAAGAAGAGGCGGUCGAGGCCCUCGAUCUGAAGAUGACUCAACAGGAUCAAGUUCUCACUGAAACACUGGCUGUGAAUAAAAAGCUAAUUGAAGAAGCUGAAAACUCUCAGCAGGCUGACGGUCCCCCUGAAAUAACUGCGUUACAGUCCCAACUGGCCUCUCUUGAAGCAGAGUGCGAAACCCUUCAGAAGAAAGUUCAGGAGGCUCAAGAAUCUCGCAAGGAAACCAUCCGCAAAGCCAAAGAGAAAGACAGGCACCACCGGGAACAGCUGAAGCAGCAGAAAGAAGAAUACAGCGAGCUCGUAGAACGAUCUGAGGAGCAGAGCGCGGAGAGAGAAGUGCUUCUGACUAAGUUGAGAGAAUUAGAAGAACAAAUAAGCACUGAACCUCCCAAAGAGGCCAAGCAACUGGCUGAACACAUGGAAAAGCAAGCAACAAGUGAUUGGGUCCAGGAGGAAUGGGUGGAUUUUGCCACGUCAGAGACAGAUUCAUCACAGCCACAAGCAAGUCAUCCGGUCCAGCAACCUGCAGAGCAGUCGCUCUUUUCUGAACAAAUAGAUGAGUCUUUGCAAGCCCUCAGAGCAGAAAUCCAGAGCGUGCGGAUGGCUAACGCAGAGCUAGAGAAGCAGCUGCUGGAAACCCACACCAGUUUGUCAAUGAAGGAGGCUGAAUUAUUGGAGCUGGGCGAAGAGCUGCAGGCACUACGAGAAAAGGAAAGACAGAUUGAUGCACUCUCAGAGGAAGUGAAUGACCUCAGAGAAAAGUUUCACCAAGCUGAGGCUUACGCUGAAACCCUGAAAGCAGAGAUGGAAAUUGCAGCAAAAGCAACCUCUGAAGAUUCUACCACCUCCAUCACAACUCUUCAGGCCGAGGUGGAGGACUUCAAGGAGUUCCUCGACAAUAAGAACCUUGAGAUCAUGGAGCUAGGUCAGCAGCUUAGCGAGCAGAAGUCUCUCAUACACUCCAUGCAGGACACGGUGUCUCAGAAGGAUCAGCUGAUAGUUUCUUUGCAGGAAGAACUGAAUGCUGAGCAAGAAAAAUCCCAAAGGUUAGAGGUCGAGGUUCCACAGAAGCAAGAGGAAGGAAAAGACAGCGAGGCAAAGGUCCAGCAGCUCCAAAGGAAACUUCAGGCUGCUUUGAUUUCUCGCAAAGAGGUCUUAAAAGAAAACAAAACCAAAAAGGAACAGCUGGCUGAAACUGAGAAGCUCAUUAAAAAGCUGAAGCACAAAAUGGAGUCCGCUGAAAAUGAGCUGGAGAAGCUGAGAGCGGAAAGAGUCAGACUGAUUGAUGAAGUUGACCGGACAUUAGUGGAAAACCAAAGCUUAGGAUCGACCUGUGAGAGCCUCAAGCUGGCCAUGGAGGGCGUAGUGAGUGAGAAAGACGCCUGUAAGAGGGAAGUGGAGCUGGCCAAAGAAGAGGCCGCCAAAGCCUGCAGAGAAUGGGAGGAGAAGGUUCAAGGCAUGAAGGACGAGUACGAGACUCUGCUCAAGUCGUACGAAAACGUGAGCGACGAGGCCGAGCGAGUGAGGCGAGUCCUGGAAGCCGCCCGGCAGGAGAGGAAGGACCUCGCGACCAAGGUGAGGGCCCACGAGGCCGGGAGGCAGGAAGCUGAGAGGCAAGGAGAAGAGGCACAGAAAGAGGUGGAUUUGGUGAAAGACAAAAUGAGAAAGUUUGCCAAAGGAAAGCAGCAGAAAAUAAUGGAGUUGGAGGAAGAGAAUGAGAGACUCAGAGAGAUGCAGGACAAGACCGUGGUAAAGCGAGAGGGAAGGACUCUCAAAGCAGAGGCUGAAAGACUUCAGGAUGAGCUGGGGGCUUUGAAAGCUGACUUGGAUUCUACUGUGGCAGAAAGAGACUCGUUAGGGCAGCAGAUUGAGGAACUGAAGGAACAGCUUGCCCAAACAGGACCGACAGAGGACACUAUAACUAAUGCAGCUGUUGAAGAAGAGGUAGUCACUGCCCAGCAAUCAGAUAUAACCAUGACCACAGCAGAGCCUGUUGAGAGUCAGAAUGAAGACAAAGAAACACAAGCUGAACAAAUAGCUGCAGCGCCUGCACCAGAAACACACUCUGAGGAAAAAUCAGAAAUGACUGAAAGUGUUUUAUUAGAGGAGAAAAUGAGGGAGAUGGAAGCAGCUGUCAAUUCAGAGAGGAAACUGUGGCAGGAACAGGAAGCUCGACUCAAAGCGGAGCUGGGCUCUCUUGAGCGAGAUCUCCAGGAGAGUAAAGAGAAGGGGAGCCUGGUGGCCUCUCUGGAGAAGUGCCUCCAAGAGGGCAAAGAGAGAGAAAGGAGCCUGGUGGAGGAGGGUGCCAAGAGGGAGGCGCAGUUCAAAGAGCUGCUCAGGAGCCUGGAAGCCGAGAAGGACAACCUGGAGGAGCGUCUGAUGAACCAGCUGGCCCAGCUCAACGGCAGCAUCGCAGACUACCAGCAGGAGGCGGCGGACAACCGGGAGCAUUUGACCGAGCUGCAGCGGGAGGUGGAGCGGUUGGCGAGGGAGCGGGCCGAGUUGGAGGCCGAGGCGCAGAGCGAGAGCGACCGGGCCGCCAGGCUGGAGGAGGACAUGAGGCAAGCACAGAGAGAGAGAGCCGAAGCAGAAGCAGAGUCUGGUAAGCAGAGGGAGCUGGAGCAGCAGCUGAGGUCCGCUCAGAGGGUCAGGGAAGGCAGCCAGAGCAGAGCGCGGCAGCUGGAGGAGCUGCUGAGGGAGAAGCAGCUGGAGGUCCGGCAGCUGCAGAGGGACUGCAUCAAGUACCAGGAGAGGAUCAGCGAGAUGGGUAGAGACGCUAAGGCGCUGCAGCAAGGUUACAACGAGCUCCAGAAUAAGCUGGAACAAUCCCAACUGGAGACUUCGAAAACUUUAGAANUGCUUAAGUCCGGGGGUCCGGGGACUCACGGUGUGCAAGGUUAUGGAGGUGCCCAUAGUGGAGGUCCAUUGCCUCUAAAUAGGGUCAGGGAAGGCAGUCAGAGCAGAGCGCGGCAGCUGGAGGAGCUGCUGAGGGAGAAGCAGCUGGAGGUCCGGCAGCUGCAGAGGGACUGCAUCAAGUACCAGGAGAGGAUCAGCGAGAUGGGUAGAGACGCUAAGGCGCUGCAGCAAGGUUACAACGAGCUCCAGAAUAAGUUAGAACAAUCCCAACUGGAGACUUCGACAACUCUAGAAGACCUGAAAAGGACAGAAGCAGAGUGUGAUAGCUGUAAAUCUCAGCUGGAUGAGUCCCGGAAGCAGGCAAGCGUAGCUAUCGUGGAGAGGAGUACCAUGGAGCAGAACGCCCAACACAGAGAGGCCUCGAUGAAGGCAGAGGCGGAGCAGACCCUGGACUCUGUGAGGUUCAGACUCGGAGGCGAACUGAAGGAGAUGGAGCUGAGACUGGACGAGGUGGACAGAGAGCGGGACAAGGAAGAGGAAGCGACCCUCGAGGCCAGAGAGGUCGCAAGAGCAGCCGAGAGACGAGCCCAGGAGCUGCAAGCCCGUCUGGACGAGUCUCUGGCCAGGUUAGCUGCCUUCUCGCGCUGCAUGUCCUCACUGCAGGACGACCGAGACAGAGUUUUGGACGAGACCAAACAAUGGGAGACUCGCUUCAGUGACUCUCUGCAGGGUAAGGAGGCCGAGGUGCGGGAAGCUGAGACACGAGCAAAGGAUCUGGCAGAACAGCUCCAGAGAGAAUCUGCUCUGAAGCUGCAACUUCAGCUAUCAGUUGACAGGCUGGAGAAGGCAGAGAAAGAUUUGAAGCUGAAACUGGAAGGGGAGGAAAAGAAAGUGUCAGAGAGCCAAGCCGCCCUAGAGGAGGUGAAAAACAAGCUGCAGCAAACCACCUCCGAGCUGCAGGCUGCACAAAGUGAAGCUCACGCUCUGACAAGAGAGGCCGAGAGUCUCAACCAGAGGGCCAGAGCUCUGGAGGAGGCUGUCGGGCGGCUGCAGGGUGAAGUGGACCAAGCCAGGACAGAGCUGAGUGAGCGGGAGGCCGAAGAGAGGCGGCUGUGUCUGAACGUGGAGCAACUAGAGACAGACCUGCGCUCCUCUAAAGCCCUGACAGAGAGUCUGCAGACUGAGUUAAAUGAGAAGGAAAGGAGAGAAGUGGAAAUGCUGGGAGAGAAGGAGCAUGCUGUUGCUCAGGCUGCAGAGGAGGCUAGAAAGGAGGCCGACAGCAGGGCAAAGGAAGCCGAGGAGGAGCUGGAGCAGAGGAGAGGGGAGCUGAGGGAUCUGGAAGAAAAACUGCGAAAGGCUGAAGAGGAGAGCAACAACAGAAAAACCAAACUGGACUCUUUCAUGAAGGCCAUGGGCUCCCUGCAGGAUGACAGAGACCGAGUGCUCAACAUGUACAAACAGCUGGAGGAGAAACACCUGCAGGUGAUGCUGGAGAAGGACGGUCUGAUCCAAGAGGCGGCAGGGGAGAACAACAGCCUGAAAGAAGAGCUGCGCUCUCUGCUGGUCCAGAGAGACGACCUGUAUGCUGAAAGGUCUCAGCUGUCCGCUCAGCUCCACGGCUACCGCGAUGAACUGAACCAAGUCCUGAGCAUGAAGGACUCGCAGCACAAGCAGCUUCUGGCGGCUCAGAGAGCGCGCAUUGCGGAAUUAGAAAGUCAGGUAAAGAGUGUAAUCAGAGCCGGAGAGACGGGAGCGGAAGCAGUGAAAGUGGAAAGGGAGUCUCUAAGCCAGGCUGCACCACAGGUGAUAGAUGCUCCCGGUGCAGAGGUGGAGAAGCUAAGGGAGCAGCUGCAAGCAGCCAGAGAGCAAGUGGAGGCUUUGGAGGAGAGAUUACAGACGGAGAGACAGGAGCAGCAGGGCAGGAGCAAAGAGCUGUCAGAGCUGCGAUGGGAGGGGGGGGUGAUGCGGACAGAGUCAGAGAACGCUCAGGAGAGGGUGGCGGAGCUGGCCAGAGACCUGCUGGCUGUGGAACAGAGUCUGCUGGCAGAGAGAGAGAUGACCACGCAGCUGAGAGCAGAGAACCAGUCCUUCUCAAAAGCCAUGGCCUCCCUGCAGGACAGCAGGGACCAGGCUCUGAACAAGGCCCAGGAACUGAGCCUGAGACUGGAGGAGAUGAGUAAAGCAGGGGGCGUCCCAGUACCCAGCAGCCCCGGGGGCUCCACUGGAGAAGUGUGGGGUCUGAAGAAUGCACUACAAGCCCUGCAGAAUGACAGGGAGAGACUGCUGGAGCAGCUUCAAACACAGGCGACUGAGCUCAAGAAGCUGAAGUCAGAGCUGGCUCGACUUGGAGCCGGAGAACUAAUUAAAGUCAGCCAGGAGCUGUAUGAAGAGAGGAAGAGGAAUGAAGACAUGCUCAGUAUCAUCAUGCAGCUGGAGAAUGUGGCGGAAAUGGGCAAACAGCAGAUAGAAACUCUCAGACUGGAGCGUAUGGACUGGAUGGCUCAGGCGGAGCAGCUGAAGCAGCAGACCCUCACCACUCUUUCAGAGAGAGACCAACAACUGCGGCAACUCAGCGCCAUGCUGGAGGAGGCCCGCACUCAGAAGCCCAAGCUCCAGCAGGAACACUAUCAGAGAGAGGGAACAGAGGAAGUGGACAGCGCUCCUGGAGCCCCACAGGAGCGUAGCAGCCUGUCAGACAGCCAUGCAUACAUAGCCGAGGUCAAAGAGCUGCAGGGAAGGCUAGAUCAAGAGAUGCAGCAGAGAGUGGCCGCUGAGGAGCAGCUGAUGGCCACACAGGAUCAACUCAAACGUCACAGCCAGGGUACAUGGCACUCGGCACAGGAGGAGGAUCACUCGGAGACGGCUGUUUUUAUCGAGCAGGAAGGAGCCGUCACUCGAGCUCGGAGAGGCGGCCCCAGCUUGAUGCGGAUGCUGCGGGGGGCUUUCUGCUCCCGCCAGCGCACCCCUCUGCUGCUCAGCCUCUAUCUGCUCACUGUGCACAUCCUGCUGCUGCUGUGUCUGGGCGGGCUCCUCUGAGAACCGCUCCCUUUAAACACCUGACCAAUAGGAUCUAGAGUUAGAGAGAGGAGGGGAAAGGGAAUGGAAAUUUGACGCAGACCUAACCCAAGCCACCCAUCUGUUUUUUUUAAUGUCAUCAAUUAUAAAAAGGUGUGUCGGAGGCUCUCCACACACAUUGCACUUUACAGGACUUAAUGCUGCAUUCAUGCGCCCCUCGGAUAAUCCACAGAGUUGGGAAGUCGUUCUUCUGCCUUUAUUAGCUUUAAGCCGUUAUGUGAAAACAACAAGGCGUUUUGAGUGAUCAGAAGACUAGAAAGACUUAAUAUAAAGUCCAUUUAACAAUUACCAACAUGGACGUUACAGAGACAAUUUAGUAUUUUAUUAAUUCAAUAAAGCACGACACGCUGAUAGCAAUAUACUUUUCCUGUCACUUCACGUGAACAGCAAAUUAUGGUAUAACCAUAUUACAAAUAACAUGGGAGCAGAAAUCGAUAAGCAAUGUGUUUAAUUAUUUAAGUUUCUUACUGUAUCCCAACUUUUACUUCUGUAAAAUGUUACUGCUUUAGAUAUGAGCGUUAUUGUCUCAUGACAUGAGAUUAUGAAGUUGUGUACUGUCCUAAAAUAACAUAACUCCAUUUUAUUGUUCUGUCUUCAAGGGAGCUAAGGAAACUUCCGAUUAUUCCCAAUAACAUGAACACAGCAUUUAUAUUUUAUCCAAAGUAUUUAAAUGUAUUUAGUUUGUUGUUAAUGGUUUUAAUUAUGUUGCUUGUGUAUGACUUCAAGGGAAACCCGAGAAGGAAGGACACAGGAGACUAAGUUUGCUUUCUGAAGUGUGUCAUGAUGGUGUUCUUUAUGUGCCUUUUUAUAUUGGAUUUAAAAGGGUCACUUCAAGUACGGACUUACCAGUUUGGUCAAUUUCACCGAGUUCUAUUAAAAUGUUUGGCUGUUGAGUGAUGGAAACCUUCCAUCCACUUGCAGUGAACUAGCGUAUUUGUCAAAAUGUCCAACUAUAAUUUGAAGAUGGCUUGAGGUUCAGGACAUGCUGUUAUAAUCCAGUCUCCUAUUCUACUCAUUUCAUGCACAAAAUCGGAGCACAGUGCAAUAUUUUCUCGUACACAUUCCUGUAGUGUGUUUGCUUUUCUUUUCCUCUUAUAUAAAUCACGAGAAAGGGGAGCAUUAUAGUGAUAUUUGUUAUUAUGUACGUAAGGUGGAAUUGGGUAUUCCCUCCUAAAUGAACAUGUCCAAUAAGAUCCCCUCCCGUUCAGGCUUCUGUUGCACCGAUUUAGAUUUUACAGUUUGCUCUGUCAUUUUUACAGCAGGUGAACAAUGUUACCGCAGUGUGGAUCCAUUCCAGAGGAGAAAGACUGCCGUGUUUCCUAUCAAUAUCCAUCCCAUUGUAAUCCACUCUAAUGUAGCAUCAUUUAAUGCCAUAGUAGUCAGAAUGAUCCACAUGUAUACUGACAUCAUCCUCUUGAUUCCUGUUUAUUUAAUCGCUGAGUGUUGGUGAAGGAUCUGUGCGCAUCUUCUUUUAACGUUUAUGUUCUUCAUGUGUUACACACUGAAAUAUACUUUAACUGUAAAUAACUUUAAAAAGGGCUGUAUAGAAAACUAAAAUGUAAUAAAAGUGAUGGUGGUUUAGAUCAGGGACAGAUGUUGUCAAGCAUUAAUUAUUUUUUCUCAUUUGUGUAGAAAAACCACAUUGGUAUAUUUUAAAUUACUGUAGUACUUUUGUCAGUUAAUGGUUUUAUUUAAUUCAUUAAAUAAAUUAAAAACGUUAUCCAAUGAUUGAGCAAACAUUUAUAAAUGUUGAAGUGACAUAACAACUGUGAUAUUUUAACAAUUGAACUGCUGGUUUUAAAACAUAAUGCUUCUCUGUGGGACUUUUUGUUAAGUUACUUUCACUUUCAAAGAUUAAACACAUCA
Notothenia coriiceps (black rockcod) is the source of this 12736-nucleotide messenger RNA. RefSeq names its product golgin B1 (gene golgb1). The transcript is spliced from 22 exons. The coding region runs from base 1733 to 10831 and encodes 3032 amino acids. The record is from RefSeq and is a predicted model, not a curated record. Gene Ontology annotation, cellular component: endoplasmic reticulum-Golgi intermediate compartment; cis-Golgi network; Golgi apparatus. NCBI's taxonomy places the organism in Eukaryota, Metazoa, Chordata, Actinopteri, Perciformes, Nototheniidae.